Molecule: messenger RNA, 1443 nt
Organism: Rubroshorea leprosula
Lineage: Eukaryota; Viridiplantae; Streptophyta; Magnoliopsida; Malvales; Dipterocarpaceae
Source: the annotation of a GenBank genome assembly
AAAUUGAAAACCUUAUGCAACGGACAUAGCCGGUAAAAGCAAUGAUGUCUGCCCAACAUCACCGCUCCUCAUCUUCCUCUCUCCCUUCUUGCUUCCGCGUGGCUGCCACCACCAACACCCUCCAUGAUUCCCUCCCGCCGCCACUCCCGGGCAAGCCAAAUCUCACCACAUGCCUCUACCAUACCCACCUAGGUCUCUUCUCCCUCACCUGGUCCAGCACCUUCCUUGGCCACUCCUUCCACCUCAACCUCCACCCCUCCGCCCACUAUUCCUCCCCUCUGUCUCUGCCAAAUUCGCUUUCUUUUUCGCUUCUCUCUUUUCACCUCCACAUCAAGCCCUUCCUCUUCUGGAAAAAACAGGGGUCUAAAAAACUCACCGCCACCGCAGUACCUAAUGCAUAUAUCUUCUGGGAUCUAUCCAGGGCCAAAUUUGGAUCUGGGCCUGAACCGGAAUCUGGGUUCUACAUCGCUGUCGUCGUCAACGGGGAGAUGACGCUUCUAAUCGGGGAUUCUAGCAAGCAGGCUUAUUCCCGGACGAAAUCUCAGAAGCCGGAAAAAAACCAAGUUCUGCUCUUGAAAAGAGAGCACAUGUUUGGAAACAGGAUUUACUCUACGAGGGCGAAAUUCGGGGGGAAAAGCAGGGAGAUUUCCAUUGAUUGUAGGGUGAAUGAGGAUGCGAAGCUCUGUUUUAGCAUCGAUAACAAGAGGGUUUUGCAAAUUAAGCGACUGAAAUGGAAAUUCAGGGGAAAUGAGAAGAUUGAAGUAGAUGGGGUUCCGAUUCAGGUCUCCUGGGACGUACAUAACUGGUUGUUUGAUCAGAAAUUGAACGACGGGCAUGCCGUGUUCUUGUUCAAGUUCGAGAAUAGCAGCCCCGAUGAGCAAGAAGAAGAAGAAGAAGAUCGGAGUUUCGAUGAGAAAAAUAGCGUGGUUCUGUGGCAACAGUACUCGAGUAAUAUCGGUAUGAACCCAACAGAGUGGAAGAAGAUGAGGAGAAACAGCUUCUUGAGGUCGGCGAGGAGUUCGUCAUCGUCGUCAAUUUCGAUGUCGUCAGCAUCUUCAGGGUGCAGUUCCUCCGUGCUGGAGUGGGCCAGCGCGGAGGAGACCGAACUGAGCAGCCCCAACGGGUUCUCUCUGUUGGUCUACGCCUGGAAAAAGUAAACAACUUUCCACCGCUUCCAUGGAUGAAACCUGAAUCCUCUGUUUUCCGGUAAUGCUGUAAUUCUCUCACUAACCCAUUUGUUCUUGGACAUAGUAGAAUAAAAUCGCCAUAGAAGGAACAUGAAACCAUAGAAAGAGAUAGUUUUAUGUAUAGGUUAGAUCUAACCCAAUUCAGUUUUUGAACUUGCGUUACCUUUUUUCUUUGUAAUCGGAGUUGUUAGCAAUAGUAAUCAAAUCUUCCAUACAGAUUGUCAUAUUAAGAGAAGAAUCAAUUAAACUUCCAUUG